AUGUGCUCGGAUCCCAUUGAAGCCUGCCGCUGCACCAAACCUGCCGUCCAAUACCCGCCAAGAUAUAUUGUCGAACAGGUCCAGGAAGACCUGGAGGAGCUUUGUGCUCAUCCAUCAUGCUUCUACUGCGCAAUAGAUGGGUGCAAGCGGUGCUGCCGCUCACUCCAACCUGUCCAGGGCGACGAAGCUGGGCAGGACGAUGACAGCAAUGAUGACACCAACGAUUCCGAAGAUUCUGACGAUGUCCAACAUGGCGGUCUCGACGACGACGGCUCGGGGUUUGUUAAGUACGAGGAGGCGCUCUUCGAUGACAGAUCGAAUUAUGGCGACUUGAGGGACGACGACUCGAGCGUCGGCGUGAAAGACAACUACAACGACGUGACGAGCGACGAAGGUGACGAGAUGGCCGUCCGUGCGCCGUCACCUUCGUUCUCGGACUAA
Messenger RNA from Stereum hirsutum FP-91666 SS1, 441 nucleotides. RefSeq lists its product as uncharacterized. The record is from RefSeq and is a predicted model, not a curated record. The transcript is spliced from 3 exons. Lineage: Eukaryota; Fungi; Basidiomycota; Agaricomycetes; Russulales; Stereaceae. The coding region runs from base 1 to 441 and encodes 146 amino acids.